AUGUAUUCAUCCCUCGUCCGCGUCCAAAACACCUUCGGAUUCUUCACAACGGUAGUCUGUGUUGUCGCUGCCCUCAUAGCUGCCACGGACUUCCUUGCGCCGCGCACCCCUAGCGUGGGCGUGAUCAAGCCGACCAAUGUCCAAGUAGUCAAAGGCCGACCACACUACUACUCUCCCAAGAAGGAGGAAUAUGCCAUUAUCAAGUUCUCUCUCGACGCCGACCUGUCAUCGCUCUUCACCUGGAACACCAAGCAACUCUUUGUGUACGUGACGGCCGAGUGGCCGUCCGCUCCUGGCCAGAACGCCACCAACCAGGCCGUCAUCUGGGACAGCAUCAUCACGUCCCCUAGCGCCGACCACCUGGCGAACCUGGGCCCCAUCGCCAAGAAAAAGCUGAUCCGCAGCGCUCAGGGGAAGUCCAUCGACCCUAGCCGCGGCAAGCUCUCAAUCAGAAACCAGCGCCCCAAGUACCAAAUCACCCACCCCUCCGGCAAGAUGGCCGAGAUCGAGGACGUGGUACUGCGCGUGCACUACAACGUGCAGCCGUGGGUCGGCGUCCUAACCUGGAACCAGGACACCGACUUCUUCAAGUGGAAGGCUAUCAAGAAGAAUGUUAGCAAGAGGUUCUCCUUGCCAGCCAUAAAGAAGAGGGAAGAAGGAGGGGCGAGGAAGAUCGAUGCGAGCCAUUGA
Thermochaetoides thermophila DSM 1495 is the source of this 690-nucleotide messenger RNA. Its product is annotated as signal peptidase-like protein. Gene Ontology annotation, biological process: protein targeting to ER. The record is from RefSeq and is a predicted model, not a curated record. NCBI's taxonomy places the organism in Eukaryota, Fungi, Ascomycota, Sordariomycetes, Sordariales, Chaetomiaceae. Bases 1 to 690 code for a protein of 229 amino acids. Gene Ontology annotation, cellular component: membrane; signal peptidase complex. The transcript has 3 exons.